UCUCCAUUUGUUUAUCUCCUUUACUUUCCUGCCAAGAGCUCUAGCGCCACUGCGCUGCGUGGGUCGUCUUCUUCUUCUUCUUCCUCCAGAAUUGUUUUUUUCCUCCUCCACUUAUCUUCGAUCGAUCGCUGGGAGAAGGCGAGUAGCAGCGCAGCAGCGGUGGCAGUCGACCACAUUUGAUUCUCUGCCGCGCGCGCCCUCUAGAGCGAGAUGGGCGCUCUGUUCUUCGAGGUGAGCAGGAUUUCUUCGCUUGUCCGGUGACGAUCAGCCAAGUGGGUCGCCGCGCCGGGCAUCGCUCCGGGAUUCUUGAGCGACCCAUCUCGAGAAUUCGUGGGCAGGGAAUUCGUCUCUGUGGGUUUUAGCGGGGGUUUUUUUGGCGGCCCAUGGGGAGAUACAUGAGGAAGAACAAGGUGACCAUGGAGGUGUCCCAAUCGCUGGGCGUGAGGACCCGCGCAAGAACGCUGGCGAUGGCGCAGCAGCAAGCCGCGAGCAGGAAGAAUUUGUCCCAGGAGCAGCAGCAGGUCAAUGUGCUCAACUUCUGCUACCUGGAGCUGCGCAGCCGCAAGCUCGAGAAGCUGUUUGAUGGCGGCGGCGGCGCGAGCAAGCAUCACAGCUCCUCCGCCAGGCCUCCCAAGACGCAGCAGCGCCGCGUGAGGAGCUCCGACGCGAUCGGAGUCGUCUCGGUUGGAGCGGCGCCGCUAUCGCGCAGCAAUUCCUUCACCUCCUCCAAGCAGCCUCCUCCCGCGCCUCCGUCAAUCAAAAACGAUGAGCUCGACGCUGUCAACCAUGUCGACUCGAGAACUUCUGGACAAUUGGAAGUUUCGUGUGGAGACAAUGCCUUUGACCACGACGGACUCUCGUCUAGAGACAGUUUUGGACCCGACCAUCAUCGCCGGCUCCGCGAGAGCACUCCCGUAUGCACAGACCAGGAGCUCCAUCGACGCAUAGCCGACGCUCCAGGAUCAUCUUCCAAAGUCCGGGUGACCAACAGGACGUCUUCCAAUCCUCCCGAGGAAUCGUCCCGGCCUUUCGACGCGCCCACGCCCGAGGAGAUCGAGGAGUUCUUCGCGGCCGGAGAGCAAGAGCCCGACGAGGAAAAGAAGAGAUUAUCUGACAGAUACAACUAUGACUUUGCCAACGAUUGUCCACUCCCCGGUCGAUUCGAGUGGACUUCCGCAAGUUCUUGAGCUCCGCCGGUGGUCACACGGGGACACAGCGACAGUUUCUCUUCUAGUCUUGGAGGCCGUAGCUCCACUCUUUCCUCUCUAACUCUCUCAGGGGGAUUCUUUGUGUACAAUGGCUCUCCUACUCUGCUGUACAGUCUCAUCGCUCGGCUGCUAAAGACUACUCUACUACUCUACUUACACAAGGCCUUCACUAGAACAACACCCAAGUUUUUCUCUCCUUGAUCAUCCAGUUCCUGUCCACGCGAUGGAAGAAACCUUGAGAGUUCGCGAUGAUCUUCGUCCGAAGGUUUCUCGAUGUUUGAAGAACUGGACGACGAUAACGACGACGACACAAGCUUCACAACAAGCUGCCGCGCUGCUCUUCUCGUUUUUGUAUAGGAGCAGGGAAGAAGCCAAAGCCAGCAGCAAGGGCCGAUCCAUUCUGAUACAACCCAAAACGAGUCAAAUAGUCAUAGUAUCAUCAAAUCAGUCGAGGAAGACAAACAAAAUCUCUCGCUCCAAAGCGCAAGCUCUUCCUUGUCGUGGAAUAACUCUGGUUUCAUACUAAGCAGCAGUCUACACUGCUCAAGGCAAUCAAGCUCUGUUUUUGCUCUUUCGUCCACACGGUGAUCAUCAAGCAAGAGAUCUCUGGAUAAAUACCCAGAGAGCUCUCUGGAGGUGGAAAAUGACAUUGGUGGCGACCAUUUUCAAGUUGUGUUCUUCGUCUUUCUUUGCUAGGAGAGAUCUGGCACUCUUUCCUUUCCUUGACUGCUGCCCUCGAUUGCGAUUUGGUCCGUGGUGGCAGCGCUGGUAAUUGAAUCUAGCAAGGCCGGGCCAAGAGUCCACAUUCGCUCGUGUUUGGCUUUGCCUCUCUCUCGGAAACAUCAUUCUCUCUUUGGGUUC
Molecule: messenger RNA, 2069 nt
Organism: Selaginella moellendorffii
Lineage: Eukaryota; Viridiplantae; Streptophyta; Lycopodiopsida; Selaginellales; Selaginellaceae
Product: cyclin-dependent kinase inhibitor 5
Exons: 4
Coding region: 384-1187 (267 amino acids)
Biological process (GO): negative regulation of cyclin-dependent protein serine/threonine kinase activity
Cellular component (GO): nucleus
Molecular function (GO): cyclin-dependent protein serine/threonine kinase inhibitor activity
Source: RefSeq, a predicted model, not a curated record